This is a messenger RNA of Elgaria multicarinata webbii, 528 nucleotides long. RefSeq names its product histone H1-like. Gene Ontology annotation, biological process: nucleosome assembly. The coding region runs from base 1 to 528 and encodes 175 amino acids. Lineage: Eukaryota; Metazoa; Chordata; Lepidosauria; Squamata; Anguidae. Gene Ontology annotation, molecular function: structural constituent of chromatin; DNA binding. Gene Ontology annotation, cellular component: nucleosome. The record is from RefSeq and is a predicted model, not a curated record. The transcript has a single exon.
AUGGUUCAUGAAAAGCGGCAGGGAGCCCCUGUUUCGGCAGAAGCUUCAACCUCCGAUACAUCUGAGCCUACGAAAAGGGGAAAGAAUCGUGUUUCUAGUUCUCUGUCUCAGCUUAUUAUGCAGGCUUUCGAGACUUGCAAUCCGUCACGAAAAGGUCUGUCCUUGGCAGCUCUCAAGAAAUUUCUCACUGAAGCCGGGUACAACGUAAGCAAGAACAACAGCCGCCUCAAAAGGGAGCUGAACAAUUUGGUCUCUAACGGAUUAUUGAUCCGUAUAACUGGCAGCGGUGCAUCGGGCUCCUUCAAGUUCAGCGGCGCUCAGGCGAGAAAGAAGACCGGCAAACCGAAAAAGGAGAAACAGAAAACAGCGGCUGCCAAAAAAGCGGCGGGGAAUAAAGAGCCUAAAAAGAAAUCCAGGAAGAAGCAGCCAGCGGUUAAUAAACCCAAAGGUCUCAAGAGCCGAACAUCAGCCGCCCCUGGUAGGAAACGUCAGCUUAACAAACAUCCAACAGGGAAAGGUAGUUACUAA